This is a messenger RNA of Maniola jurtina (meadow brown), 2072 nucleotides long. RefSeq names its product ubiA prenyltransferase domain-containing protein 1 homolog (gene heix). Gene Ontology annotation, molecular function: prenyltransferase activity. NCBI's taxonomy places the organism in Eukaryota, Metazoa, Arthropoda, Insecta, Lepidoptera, Nymphalidae. The transcript has a single exon. The coding region runs from base 671 to 1669 and encodes 332 amino acids. Gene Ontology annotation, cellular component: Golgi membrane; endoplasmic reticulum. The record is from RefSeq and is a predicted model, not a curated record. Gene Ontology annotation, biological process: vitamin K biosynthetic process; menaquinone biosynthetic process.
UUGGAAUCUGGAAUCCGGAUUCCGAUUUCCGACACUAGAAUACCUAGGAAUUUUGUAGUGUAAAGCCAUUGUAAAGCCAGACGAGAGAAAAAAAAGGAAUUUAGUAAUUGACUUGAAGCACAACUUAUGGAGUAGCCAAAUGCUUAUGACAAAAAGCAAAAAGACAACAGCAGGCGUAUGGACAGUUGCUUGAAUAUUAUGCUUGCCAAUACUUUGGAGCGUUCCGAAUCACAAAGACAAGCUAUCUGUGGUGUUUGCCGAGCAUGCUGUUUGUUGUUUGCCACAAGCGUGAAGCGCAUCCAUUAGAUUAACGAAAUAGAAUAGUGUUGGCGCUUGGCAAGACUGCCAGCGAUUUUGAUUUUUGACAUGACAAUAAUUGACAACUGACAAGUUACUGUCAGAAGAGUUUAAAAUUUCAAGUGUACACAUACCUACAUAACCCAAUUUUACUGUAUGAAAUUGGGUUUUGGUGUUAGUAUUUAUUUAUUAAGUACUGCAAACGUAUCAUUAAUUUAAAUAAACAUUGUUGCUUUUACCAUACAACAUAUAAGAAAUAUUGAAAAAUGCAACUCUACAGAAACAAAGUCAUAUGAAAAAUUGGUUCGCCUUAGUGCAUUUCUGAAAUAGAAAUCGUGCUUUAAGUUUAGGUUUCACUAAAUCGGAAUCGAAAAUGGAAAACAUAAAAAAAUCAGAGGAUUUGGACAGUCCAACAGCUGAUGGAAACCUUUUACAGCCACCGAAGGAUCAGAGUAUUCCAACAAGAAACCCUCUGAUGAAAGUACGUACUUAUGUGCUAGCGCUGCGGCCGUGGUCUCUUAGCGGAAGCCUCCUGCCUACUCUACUAGGAGCUGCACUGGCGUAUCGUCUUCCAGGCGACAAUGGUUUCAGUUGGGUGACAUUGCUACUCACUUUGUGCACAGUUAUCCCCGUCCACGGCGCCGGGAACGUCGUCAACACAUACUUCGAUUUCGUCAAAGGUAUAGACAACCGAAAAUCAGAUGACCGAACUUUAGUCGACCAUAUCUUAAGUAUUGAUGAAGUUGUUUCCCUUGGAGCCAUACUUUAUAUGGCAGGAUGUGCAUUUUUUGUAUUGCUUGUCAUAAUGUCUCCAGCAAGAAUGGAACACUUAGCUUUAGUGUACUUCGGAGGCUUGUCAUCCUCUUUUCUUUACACUGGGGGCAUCGGUCUUAAGUACAUAGCCCUCGGUGAUAUUAUAGUUCUAGUCAUAUUUGGGCCUGUGUCUGUAGUGUUUGCCUUCCUAGCACAAACAGGAAGAGUAGAUUGGCCUAUUUUUUACUAUGCUAUACCACUGGCCCUAAACACUGAGGCUAUUUUACAUAGUAACAAUACUAGGGACUUGGAGGCAGACAGUAAAGCAGAGAUUGUAACGUUAGCUAUUCUAAUAGGCAGAACUGCAUCUCAUUUACUUUAUGCAUUUUUACUUUUCACCCCAUACAUAAUGUUUGUAGUGGCAUCAGUCAGAUGUUCCCUUUGGUUUCUAUUGCCAUUGUUGACUUUGCCCCGAGCAUUUGAAAUUGAGAGGAGGUUUAGACGCCCUGAAACAAUGCAGUAUGUUCCCAGACAAACUGCAAGACUUAAUUUUUAUUUUGGAAUGUUGUAUAUGAUUUCAUGUCUGUUUGCUAAUAAAUUACCAUUUCUUCUGAGAUAAUAAAAAACUGUUUAUUAUUUGGUAUCAUUAAUAUUUAUGUACUUAAUGGAGCUUAUUUUUAACUAUUGUGAAUAAACUGCCCUAUACAUAUAAAAAUGGACCUUUUAUUUAUAAGAAUGUAUAACAAUGAUGUAUUAUUAAGGUGCAUGCUCAAAAAGUAAUGUUGACAUCCUUUAUCAUUAGAUUUUAUCAACUUUAGAAAGUUAUGAUGUAUAAAUAAAUGAUUUUAUGCAAAAUUAAUGAUAUUUAUGGCAGUUAUUCUUGUUAUUGAUAUAUUAUGUAUACUUAUGUGUAUGGAAUAUUUUUGUGAGUUUUGUUAAGACAUUUUAUUAUUUAUUAAUUUUACUCAUCUGUUGCUAUAGUUUUGGGUAUUAGUUUUUGUAGAAACUUAAUACUUAGCGUA